UGCCGAAAUGCAGACAAAGUUUGAAUUUACCUGACUCGAGGUUAACCGUUUGUUUGCAAGCCGACUUGCAUCGCAAACAUAAAAUAUUUUGAGCAAUGUAUGGGUUUCCAAGAAAAGAAGACGGUGACUACAAAAAGCAAUUAAUAACAAAUUCUGCUGCUGCGACUCCAAGUAGUCAGAAACCCAGUCCCACUUCUACUUCGAGUGAUGACGCUUCCAAAGGAGAAAACACACACAACCAUGAUGGAGGUACAGGCACAAACUCAAACAGAUAUGCCAGAAAUAAGAGUGGUCUGAAGCCCAUCCGCCCAACAAAUGUUUCUGCUUCCAACCUCAACCCAAUUACCCCUGGUAGGCAAUUGCCACACACACCUAGACUUAACUUCAAAGAAAAUGAACUUCCUAGAUUUGGAAUGCAUGAUUUUCCAUCUACCCCAAAGCUUGGACGUUCUGAAUCAACACCUGAAUUGCAUAGGAUUAAAAGAUCAGAUCACCUGCUACACACAGUUGAUAGAAACACUGCUCAAGAAAAAACCUGUUACAGCAAUGUCCUUCAAGAGACCAGUGUGUCCAACCUGUUUUCGCUCACCAGUGACUCACUUCCAGACAUCUUUCGCAAACCUAUUAUUCAACAACAACCUGAUAUUGCCCUUAACCUUCAAUCAAAGUUUUCCCAAUCAGAAGACAAGGUUUCACGUUGGGGUUAUGGUCCUUCGUCUUCUAUGAAUAUCCAACAAGGGUUUGGUAUCAAAACCCUUCAUUCUGAUUGUCACAAAGAGCUUCCUACCAAACUGCUUGCUGAAGGACAUUUGUCAUUACCGCAAGUUCAAGAGGAGUCGCAUCCUGUUGAUGUACUGAAACCUUGUCUUCAACAGACGAACCUGCAUGGAACUAAAAAUGGGGAUUGGAAUCAACCGCGAAAGCCAUUAGUUUUAAACUGCAAAGUACCAUUCAUGCCACCAGAAAAGGAAGAACCCGUGUCUUCUACUACCAAGCUUCUCGAUAAAUCAGACUCGAAUACAACUUCAGAUACAGCGAUCAUGCUUGGGAUACCGACGCAGCUCACUGUCAAAAUGCAUCCUUCAGAUGACUCGAGAACGCCAAUCGCUAAACAGCUAUCGUGGACUGGGCAUUCUUCGUUUAGUACAACCAAGGCCCAAGAACCUCAUAUAGUUUCAUCAGUUUCUUCUUCCAAACCUGAAAACCGUAUAAAUGAACCAAGUCCAUCUCCUAGCCUUUUAUUAACCAAGCCAGAUAGUGCGUCAUUGUUGGUUUUGAACUCGGCGGAUUUUAAACGGCCAUUACCAGAAAAAAUGAAACAUACGGCAAGCAUAUCAGAAGUUCAACCGCUUAUUUCAAAUCAUCAGAAUAUUGAGCAACAGAAAAUGCUUCAUUCCGUCGUAUCCAGCAGCAAUCAUUUACUCCCUCAAACUCCUCGUCAACCCACCAAAAGCAAGCAGAUUUCAGUAAACGGAAAACUGUACACCGUUAUGAAACUGCUUGGACGUGGUGGAUCAAGUGUUGUUUAUCAGGUUUUGAACCAAGAAAUGACAGACAUAUUUGCCCUAAAAGUUGUGCGUCUGGAUUCCGUUGAUGAGGUCACUGCCGAAGGAUACAUCAACGAAGUGCGGCUGUUAAAGCAAUUGCAAGGUUUGCCUCGUGUCGUCCGCCUCCUUGAAUAUGAGUACAACGAAGAAGAAGAAAAAUUGUUACUAGUUAUGGAAAAAGGUGACACUGAUCUUGCCAAUCUCAUUCGGAACCGAACCAGUCUGAAUGCCAUUAAUCCGACCCUCAUUCGCUUUUAUUGGCAAGAAAUGCUAGAAGCUGUUAAAGAAAUUCACGAUAAAAAUGUAAUCCAUACAGAUCUGAAACCGGCCAAUUUUCUGUUGGUCAACGGAGGCUUAAAGCUAAUCGAUUUUGGUAUAGCUACUUCCAUCCAGGCUGACAUGACGUCAAUAAUGAAAGACAGUCAGUGUGGCACAUACAAUUAUAUGGCACCAGAAGCAAUUAAAUCGGCAUCUCCUGCGGGAGCUAAUCACGAGUACAAGAUUAGUAGGAAAACAGAUGUGUGGUCCCUAGGUUGUAUGUUAUAUAGUCUUAUUUACAAGAACCCGCCAUUUAACAAGAUCAGGGAUACCAUCGAGAAAAUCAAUGCGAUAGUGGACGAGCGUCAUAUUAUAGACUUCCCUCCAACGGCAGAUCCGAUGGCCAUAUCUGUACUGAAAGGCUGCCUCGAUCGCAAUGCACGCAACCGACUAUCCAUUGAACAGCUUUUAUCGCAUCCGUAUUUAACAUGCGCUUACCAGCCUCAGGUGCAGAGUACCCAGGCUAUUCCCCACCAAAUACGCAUUCAGCUACAAUUCCUCUUGGACGGUGGGCAACUCACCGAAGAAGAGAAGGAAAACAUCCGGCGGUGGAUGUAAUUCGCAGGAAAACCACCUCCAUACGCGCAAUAGUGAAUCAAUCACCAUUAUCAAAUUCAUCCUAU
This is a messenger RNA of Daphnia carinata, 2488 nucleotides long. RefSeq names its product probable serine/threonine-protein kinase dyrk2 (gene Mps1). The transcript has 9 exons. Gene Ontology annotation, molecular function: ATP binding; protein serine/threonine/tyrosine kinase activity; protein serine/threonine kinase activity. Gene Ontology annotation, biological process: chromosome segregation; protein localization to kinetochore; meiotic spindle assembly checkpoint signaling. The record is from RefSeq and is a predicted model, not a curated record. Gene Ontology annotation, cellular component: spindle; kinetochore; nucleus. NCBI's taxonomy places the organism in Eukaryota, Metazoa, Arthropoda, Branchiopoda, Diplostraca, Daphniidae. Bases 96 to 2423 code for a protein of 775 amino acids.